GGGUGGGAUAGACUGUCCAGCGCUGCUGGCUGUCCGGAAGGAUCCGGGGCUGUCAGCUCGCGUCUUGCUCUGUGCCUGCCACCCCGCCGCGCGCACCAUGGCCGCCCCUCCGCAGCUGCAGACUCUUUUGCUUGCGGUCAACGCACUGUUGCGCAAACGCCGCUACCACGCUGUGUUGGCUAUGCUUAAGGGCUUCCGGAACGGGGCAGUCUAUGGAGCCAAAAUCCGGGCCCCUCACGCACUGGUCAUGACCUUUCUCUUCCGGAGUGGCAGGUACCCAUCCCCUCGGCACACCCCUCAAACUAGGAGAGAGUGUGGUCAGCUCUCAGUGCCAGGACUGUUGCGCCUCCAGGAGAAGCUGCGCGCCAUCCUACAGGCCACGUACACCCACUCCCGGAACCUGGCCAGCUUUGUGUUCACCUACAAGGGACUUUGUGCCCUGCAGUCCCACCUGCAGGGGGAGACCUACCAGGUGCACUCAUUCCUGGCUGCCUUCAUCGGGGGCUUGCUGGUAUUUGGAAACAACAGUACCAUCAACAGCCAGAUCAACAUGUACCUGAUGUCACGCAUCCUGUUUGCCCUGUGCCGCCUGGGCGUGGAGAAGGGCUACAUCCCUGAGCCCAGGUGGGAACCAUCCCGGUUGUUCAACGGGCUGGUGUGGGGGCUGGUGCUGUGGCUCUUCGAGUACCACCGGCCCACGCUGCAGCCCUCGCUGCAGUCCUCCAUGACCUACCUGUAUGAGGACAGCAACGUGUGGCACGACAUCUCAGACUUCCUCAUCUACAACAAGAGCCGCCCCUCCAAGUAACGCAGCCCCCAGGUGCUCAUGGAGACCCCCACACCCGAGUUGGCGCUGGAUGGUGUCCAGCCGUGCCUUGAGAUUGGCUCCAUCAGCAAAUCAUCCCAGAGGAGCCUGCCUUUUCUAGAUCUGGCAUCUCAGACUCUAACUUUUAUUAGCCCAGGGUUCCUUUUGCCAAAGCAAAAGCACUGAUUUUCAGAUCCCAUUAGGUACUCUUGACUGGUGGAACACAGCAGAAUCGGGCUGAGGAGCCUUGGGUGUGAUGAUAGCUGGGCUGCUGAUUGUGUGAGACCAGGGAAAGUCACACCCCAGCCUGGGCCUCGGGGGUCAUCCAGCUCAGAGGAGGGCACUGCCAUCUCUUCUGGUGGGUAUGUUCUUUGACUGUUCUUAUGUAACAGAGGGGCUCCUGGCUGGUGGGCAGUGGGUUGCAAAUGUGUUCUUAGAAACUACUCAGUUCCUUGUCUUAGAUGUUCUGUUAGAAAAGCUCUAGACUUUACACUGUCCAGUUGAAACACAAUGUGAGUCGUAUAUGUGACUGAAAUAUUUUUGUGGCCACAUUUUUUAAAAAGUGGAAAGAGGCAGGUGAGAUUAAGUUGAAUUUUAUCUUUUAACCUAAUUUUUCUAAAAUAUCAUUUCAACAUGUAAUAAAUAUAAAAAUUAAUGAGAUUUUUACGUUCUCUUUUUCUUGUACUAGGUCAUCCAACUCAGGUGUGUGUUUUACACUUACAGCGUUUCUCAGUUUGGAUCAGCUACAUUUCAAGUGCUCAGUAGCCACGUGUGGCUAGUGGCUACAGUAGUGGACCACACAGAUAUACAACACUAUAUCCUCACAGAAAAUUCUAGUGGACAGUGCAGAUAUAGAGCCAGAGGACAUGGGUGUGAGUCCCCACUCCACCACUGUGUAACCUUGGGGAAGGUUCUUAACCUCUUAGAGCCUCAGUUUUUAGUAAAGUGAGGAUAAUCGUAAUAGUACGUGGUGUCCACACUGGACUUGUGUAACUACGACAGCUGCUUGUGCUACUAAUUACUUUCAUAUAGUGAGUUCUUACUCCUCCUGGGUGCUUUGCACAAAAUAUUUUUAAUCCAUACAGUGACUUUGCAGGUAUGUGUUUUGAUCCCCAUUUCACAGAUGUGGAAACUGAGGAUCAGAGAGGAGAAGUAACUUGCCCAAGGUAACAUAGCUAGAGUGAUAGCCAAAUGCGGGUUUGAACUGAGAUCUAUGUGAUUUCAAAGUUCAUGUUUUUUUUUUCAGUGCCUUACUUUAAAUUUAGAAAGCUAAGUUAUGCUAUGCAAAUGUUAGCUAGUUAUAGGGGUGCAAACUCAAAUGCCUACAGGGACCUGGCAAGUGGCAUAAAUGAUAAUGUUCUGGGUGCUAUGUGGUAGGGAGUGAUGGAGAUGUGGUGAACUGGAGACUUGUGUGUCAGACUGAUUGUUUAAAACCACCAAGCUGGACAAAUCAAUCCAGUCUCCAGGGGAUUUGGUCCACAGACCACCAAUUUGAGACCCUUGGUCUAGUAGGAAUACUUCAAUCUCUUUUUGUAUUUUGGAAGUUACUAGUAGAAAUAUCCACAUGAGUCACUGGAGAUCUUAUUAAAAUGCAAAUUCUGAUUCAAUGGAUUUGGGGUAGGGCCUGAGAUUCUGCAUUUCUCACAGGCUCCCGGAUGCUGCUGCUGCUGCUGUUCUGAGCUACACCUUGAGUAACAAGGCCAUAGGGAUGAUACAGGGCUAGCGUGUAUCCCAUGUGACAAAUGAGAAAACUAAGUCACAGAGCUAUUAGGUCAUCGAAAUGGGAUUUGGUCUGAUUCUAACUGCUGUGUUUUGAGCCACCAUGUUGUACUGUAAGCUUGGAGGGGGUGAUCUUGAAGGUCCCUUAGUUCAGUCUGUGGAGGCUGAAUGAGGUCCCAAGGUAAUUGGGAAGGGGGAGGGGGUCCAUCAGCACGUGGGUUUUAUAGCAGCCGCUGGGGUGCCCCACCCACAUCCUGUCUACCUUACCCUUUCAGUGCACACCAGCCUCCCAACUGCCUCCCUGUGUCUUUCCGCCUAAGGGCUCCUCACUUGCUCUUGGCACCUGCUUUGCCAGCCUGCACCAGACCUGCAGUGCUGGAGGAUGAACACAUUCUGGGAGCAGCCCUCAACCAGAGACAUGAGUAGCUCCACUCCUGCACCCCUCACCAAGCUGUCACUGGCACCCAGAGCACCCCUCUGGAAGCCCUCAGGCAGGACUGAGCUCUAGUUGCCCACAGUGGUCACUUACUUGAUAACACCUCCUCCCCUGUCUCCCUUCCUCAUGCCCCUGAUAGUGCUUCCUGGGACCAUUUCCCACUCAAAACCUUGUCUUGGGGUCUGCUAUUGUGGGAAUCCAAACUAAAAUUGGCCUCUGGUACAGCGGGUUGAGAGGCAGCAUAAUAUGGUGGUCAAGGACAUAGGCUUUGGAGCCAGAGUGUCCGGGUUCAGCCCUGGCCCCAUUGUUUCUUUGGGAAAGUGACUUAACCAUCCUGUGCCUCUGUUUUGUCAUCUGUAAAAUAGGCAUUUUAAUAGCACACACCUCAUGGGUUGCCUGGAGAAUUAAAUGAUACGAUGCCUUUAAAGUAA
This is a messenger RNA of Vicugna pacos (alpaca), 3391 nucleotides long. The record is from RefSeq and is a predicted model, not a curated record. Lineage: Eukaryota; Metazoa; Chordata; Mammalia; Artiodactyla; Camelidae.